AUAAACACAGGACGCUCUGUAGGUACCCCACACCCAUCCGUGUGAUUAACACAGAGCACUUCACUGUAGAAUACAGCAGCCCCUCACCCCCGUUUUCUUAUUCUGAACUGCUCCUGCCCCUCCCCAGACACACCGACCUUAGUAAGAUCCAUCCCCAAGUUGCCAUUAAGACGAGCGCACAGCUGUGGCACACCGAAGACCCACGCGCAACGGCAGAUCAUCAAUGAAUGAUAUUCGGUGUAGAUAGGUGGCAGUGUGUUUGGUGUCAACCACACGCAGGCGGUAUCUUUAUGACGAAACAGCAUCUCCAGUUUUAUCUUUCGACUAAUUCGAAGCGCGCGUAAAAACUGAGCUAAAAUAAUGUUGACAAGCGCCUUGGCAAAGAUAUCGUUCCUCCUGUCGUGGGGUUACUUAGUGCUGGCCACGCGGGUCGCGUUCUCCAACUUCUCCGUGGACAAUGAAGUGCGCUCCAGCUUUAUCCAGCGGCGACUGAGGGGCCAGGAGCGCAGAGAGAUGCAGCGGGAGAUCCUCUCCAUCCUGGGGCUGCCGCAGCGUCCGCGUCCGCACGUGCACACCAAAAGCAAUGCCGCCCCAAUGUUCAUGCUGGACCUCUAUAACACUAUUAGUAUAGACCCAGAACAGCACAGGUAUUCAAACUACGAGACCGUUUUACCAACGCAGACCUCCCCACUGGUGACCCCACAGGACAGCCGAUUCCUAGAAGAAGCAGACACGGUGAUGAGCUUUGUAAACCUCAUUGGUCAGGAUCAAGAUCUUCUCCUCCAGCGCCAUGCUACAGAGUUUCGCUUUGACCUUUCACGUAUUCCAGAGGGAGAGGCCAUCACAGCAGCAGAGUUCAGGAUUUACAAGGAUCUCAUCCAGGAGCACAGUGAGAACAAAACAUUCAGAGUGAGUCUCUACCAGGUGCUGCAGGAUCCUCCAAAUGGUGACUUGGAGCUGUUCCUGCUGGACCGGCGAGAAGUUCUGGUUUCAGAAGAGGGAUGGUUGGUCUUUGACCUGACCACCACGAGUAACCUGUGGCUGGUCAACCCUGAGCAUAAUCUUGGCUUGCACUUGGUUCUUGAGGACAGUCAUGGUCAGAAGAGAAACCCCCAGUUAGCUGGAGUGGUAGUGGGCGGUGGGCCUCAGGACAAGCAGCCAUUCCUGGUUGUCUUCUUCAAAACCAAUGAGGUGCGACUCCGCAGCGUUCGUUCAGCCAAUGGCCAAAAGGGGCGCCAGUCAAGCCGCUCUAAACCCCAGAGGACUGUUCAAGAUGCACUGAGGGCAGUGGAAGCUGCAACAGCCAAUAUCGGCAUCUCUAAAGAAGGAUGUAAAAAGCACGAGCUGUAUGUCAGCUUCAAGGAUUUGGGAUGGCAGGACUGGAUCAUAGCACCAGAGGGCUACGCAGCAUAUUACUGUGAGGGAGAAUGUGCUUUUCCUCUGAACUCCUACAUGAAUGCCACCAAUCACGCUAUUGUGCAAACUCUGGUGCACUUUAUCAACCCAGAGACGGUGCCCAAAGCCUGCUGUGCCCCAACACAGCUCCACGGCAUCUCUGUGCUCUAUUUUGAUGAAAGCUCCAAUGUCAUCCUCAAGAAGUACCGCAACAUGGUGGUCAGAGCCUGUGGCUGUCACUGACUACUCAUAUUCCCAUCUGUGACGCGUACAAAUCCAGAGAGAUGCUCAAGAAAGGCGGAAUCAGAGCGACGAUUAACUGACUGGUCACCGGAGAGCUCUUGCCACAGAGCUUUAUUCUGGGGGUCUGUUUUUUUUAUUUUUUUAUAUGACCAGCAGCUGAGCCAGCUUUAACCACUACCACAGCCCAAAUAGAGCUACUGGUCACAAAAAGGGAUUUUAUGGAUUUUGUUUUCUUUGUAACGGAUUUAAUUUUUUUAUAUACCUUUGUGUGAAACUAGAGAGACUGCACCGAAAGGACUUCGAGCAGUGCGCAGAAGUUUCAUAAGCUCAGAAGGAACCUGUAAAAAGUACUGGCAGUGGUGUGCGCUAUCAUACAUGCAACAAACAUCUCUAUUUGAAUUCUUUUUAAAAUAAGAAUAAAGAGUUUUGUCUUUUGUGGUAAUUUAAUUAAAACAGACUUUACAGCUCAUAAAACUGUAAAUCUU
This is a messenger RNA of Haplochromis burtoni (Burton's mouthbrooder), 2123 nucleotides long. Its product is annotated as bone morphogenetic protein 7. The record is from RefSeq and is a predicted model, not a curated record. Gene Ontology annotation, molecular function: growth factor activity; cytokine activity. NCBI's taxonomy places the organism in Eukaryota, Metazoa, Chordata, Actinopteri, Cichliformes, Cichlidae. Bases 361 to 1638 code for a protein of 425 amino acids. Gene Ontology annotation, biological process: SMAD protein signal transduction. Gene Ontology annotation, cellular component: extracellular region. The transcript has 7 exons.